UGGUAAACAACCACCAACAAACAACUGUCACAAGACUAAGAAAACACCGUCGUAAGAUCAACAAAAGACAAAAUCAUUGAUGAAGUAAAAAGGACAGCAACCGCGUCUCCCCAACACCCGAAGAUGAAGUGUAGCGUGUGGUCUUCGGCAUCCUGAGUGUGUCCCUGGCAAUGAGACCCCCACGCUAGCAUUGAGUUUCCUGUCUUGACCAAGUGAAGACGUGCAGUUUGGUGCUGCUGCCUCCUGGCGUGGCUGGUUGUUGCAAACCGAGAUAACUUCAUUUCUUAUCUGAGCAGUGGCGUCUAUGUGAAAGCAGAAGUUUCUAAGCUGUGACUUUCUAUGUGAAGAAGGAAGUUUCUAAGCAGUGGCAUUUGUGAGCUCAGGCAGUGAGGAGGUUGACUGAGUAGUGCCAGCCGCGUGUUCAGACAAGAAGGAGGUUUCUUAAGCAGUGACAUCUGUGUGCUGAGGCAAUAAAGAGCAGUGCCAGUCGUGCGCGCAGUCAAGCAGAAAGUCAUCUACGCCUAUGUGCCCAAACAGUAGGGUAGGGCAAGGCUGUGUUUAAGAGACAUUCACGAUGAACUGUUCAAUAAACAUAGACUACUACAAGGACAAUUCGACCUAUGUGGCCCAAUCUCUCCUCGUCUAUGGAGUCGUUCAUAAUUACAUUGUUUUCUUCCUUGGCACCUUCGCGAAUAGCGUUGUGUUGUGGUGUAUAUCGCGAUGUACGAAAACCAACAUGGCCAUGAAACUGCUGAUGAUGAGUGUCUUCGCGUCUCUGCUCGUGAUCUGCCUCAUAACCCGACCCGUGAUGGCCGAGAGACUGAUCGGGAAUCUGUACUGUGACCCGACGCGACCCGACAUGAAGGUUCUGCUGGCCUUCGCUCUUCUCUACUCGUUCUGCGCCCAGUUCGAGCUCGCUGCCAUCGCGGUCGUGGCGUGUGCAGAUUUAUAUGUCUAUCUAUCCAUCUAUCUACCACAUGCAUAUGAAUAAAUGAAAGCAUAGACGUAUGUACGGCGCAUCACCCGUCACCCUUCCCCGACAGGACCGCUGCAGUGUGGGCAUCCAACGCCUACG
Molecule: messenger RNA, 1075 nt
Organism: Penaeus vannamei (Pacific white shrimp)
Lineage: Eukaryota; Metazoa; Arthropoda; Malacostraca; Decapoda; Penaeidae
Source: RefSeq, a predicted model, not a curated record